Cladophialophora psammophila CBS 110553 is the source of this 1176-nucleotide messenger RNA. RefSeq lists its product as uncharacterized. The transcript is spliced from 2 exons. The record is from RefSeq and is a predicted model, not a curated record. Bases 1 to 1176 code for a protein of 391 amino acids. Lineage: Eukaryota; Fungi; Ascomycota; Eurotiomycetes; Chaetothyriales; Herpotrichiellaceae.
AUGUCUGCCAAAUCUCAACAAAAAGUCCGAGGCGAGCCUAAAUAUCAGUACACCCGCUACAUUGAUGCUUGCAAAAAGCUCGACGAUGUGAACAUCGGAAACAAAAAGUUUGGAAAAGCUGAGGUCGAAUGCGGAUUCCUCGCCUCAGAGUCUAAAUGGGGUACGGUCAAUAGUGAGCACGUCGGCAUCAUCUACCUUGACCUCACCUUUUUGCAACCUUCGGAGUAUCUUCUCGAACAUGCAGAAGUUCAGAUGACGUUCAAAGCCAAGGAUGCAGCGGAUACAAGUCCAACAGUUGUAAAAUACUAUGCACCCAAGGAGUUGCGGGGACCAGAGAGAGAACAGAACAUUGAGCUCCAUGCAGAAUUGAAUCCUUCUUUCAACCUCCCGGGUGGCGCGGCAUUUAGCGUUGGCACUCUGGGGGGUUCCAACACGCAUAUGCGCCAAUAUAAGUGGUUGUUUACGGGUCACAGGCUCUCUGUAGACGAUGGGCCACACAAGCAGAGAAUGCGCUGGAGAUGGGAGUCGAAUCCACUGGAGCCGCAGGCACAGGUCCAUCGCGUUUACCUUGCCGUCGCCAUCCGCCAUGCAUCCGUCCCAUUUUCUAUCGAAGUCGCAAUGAGUGGAAAACUCCGAGGUCAUUUCUGGAGAGGGACUUUUGGAAAGCAAGAGAAACGUGGGCUGGCCACAGUAGUGCCUCGAGCCCUCCAGGAAGAGCUGAAGUUCGGCGCCGCCGAGCUGGAAGUAGAAAUUGGAUGGAAGAACAGGUCUCUGGUUUCCGGACCUUCGAGGCCAGAGAAUGCCAUCGAGGAGGCUCCGGCGCCUCCGAUUGUCGCCCAGAUCCCCGACCAGGAGACACGCCCACAAGACAAGAAGUCCCCAGACAGUCAGCCAAACUCAUCAUCAGUUGCGAAGCAGUCAGAGACACUGAAGGUCUUCAUAGAAAUGAUGUUGCGACCGAUUCAGUUGGUACAGUGGCUGUGGAACAUAAUAGAAGCACUUGCUCGACUCCUUAAAUCAACCCCGAGCAGUAGGACUUCCCCAGGAACAGACAUGUCGGUAACAAAGCAGGCAGUCACUCUCACGAGUUCUCCUCAUCUUGCCGGUAGGGGAACCUCAUGUGGAACGCUCACAAGUGCUCCACAGCAAUCGGACCCGCCGGAUCCAGCGCACUGA